Molecule: messenger RNA, 1422 nt
Organism: Penicillium waksmanii
Lineage: Eukaryota; Fungi; Ascomycota; Eurotiomycetes; Eurotiales; Aspergillaceae
Exons: 4
Coding region: 1-1422 (473 amino acids)
Source: RefSeq, a predicted model, not a curated record
AUGGCCGCCCAAAAAGAAAACGAUGGCUUACACAAGGCCGGGUCGGAUAAGCGCAGGCUCAUCAGACAGCAUGUCAUGGUGGGCAAAAACCGCGGCAAGACCCGAAAACCGAAUACAAAGACACCGCGCCGGGAUCUAGGAUCUUCCAGGCUUGAUUCAGAUGAGCCAUCGGCUCUUGUGCUUAAAAUGCGCUAUCCAUCAAUACCCAACAAGGUUGGCAAUGAGCUUUCCUUUUCCAGAUUUGCCGCACCGAUCGAACCAGCAUUGUUACAAGAGAUGUUGAGGUUCUGCUUCAUGGCAAAAAGAAUUAUGUAUCCCCUGGCAGACCACAUCGACUUUCACAAGAACGAUAAGAUUGACACUUUAUGGUUCGACCUCUUGACAUAUGACGUGGCAUACUUGCAUUCCGUCGUUUUUCUCUGUCAGUCCUACUCGUCCCUUGUAUCAGGCAUCCAAACCUCAUCUUCCGCAUGCCGAGGGAUGGUACAUUACUCUGAGGCUCUUCGGCUACUCCGCGAGAGAAUCUCGGGCCAAAGUGAAGAACGAGAAACAUGGAACUCUACGAUUCUCGUGGUUCUUUACUUGGCCACGCAUGCUCAUCUCGUGGGCGACAUUUCCUCGGCCAAGCAUCAUCUUCAAGGCUUGCGGAAAAUGGCCGAUUUGAAGGGCGGAAUAUACGCAUUCAGGUACAACCCAAAGCUUAUCAUUGAAUUAAUGAAAUGCGAUCUAGCAAUGGCUAUCAACUACGGAAUGGAAACCGUCUUCUUUGAAGACCCAUCACUGGAGCCCCUGAUACCCUAUGAUCUAACACCGCCGAUCACAGAGACGUCACCAGGGGUAGGAGCUUCACCGCAGCCGGUCGCGUCAAGCAUCUGCUGCACAGACCUACAACAAGCCUGGACGGCGAUGAUAAGAUUUUGCUCGGCGAUCAAUUAUGCAACAAAGCGCGGGCUUCGACUUCCCAAGGAAGUACUUUUAACAAAUAUGGGAUCUGUGAUGUAUCGGGUGGUUUGCAUCAAGUACGAACUUAAUCCUGUCGAUGAAACUAUCCGCCUUGGGCUACUUGCUUUCUCUUCGCACGUCUUCUUACGUGUGCGAAAUAUACCGUCUCCACACACAUACCUUCCGAAUAUUUAUCGGGAUCGUCUUCUCAGUCUCCCGCCUGGGCAGAUCCCAUUGCUCAGCCUUGUUUGGCUUCUUAUGGUAGGCGGCAUUUCUCUCUUCACCCCGGCUGAUGAUCACUGGCUAUUACCUUGGUUGAGAGUUUGCCUUACGGCAUUAGAGGCAAAUAAUUGGGAUGAACUUCAAGACAAACUGAAAGGGUUGUUAUGGAUAGACGCCUUGCAUAACAAGCCUGGAAAAACCAUUUUCGACACCGUGUACCGGGUCUCUGGGCCCAGAGACUUUGAUUCUAGGCUAUGA